Paramecium sonneborni is the source of this 1077-nucleotide messenger RNA. The record is from the annotation of a GenBank genome assembly. Lineage: Eukaryota; Ciliophora; Oligohymenophorea; Peniculida; Parameciidae.
AUUUUAAGAUAGAUGAAAUAAUAAAUACCUGCUUCGUUUUUCGUCAGUAAUUUGAGUUGUAUGUCUGCUAAAUUUAGUCCCUUUGAUAUUGAUAAGAUAGCAAUAACUUGUGCAGAUAAUUUUGGUAUUUAAGGAAAAGGACGUUUAAUAAUUGGAUAGAUUUUACCAAAUCAACCAAUAAAGAUUUUAUUUUAAGCAGAAGAAAGUGAUGCACUUUUUGAUUGUAGUUGGAAUGAAGCUGAUCCUAAUAUAAUAGCAACAGGAUGUGGAAAUGGGAUUGUAAAAAUAUUGAAUUUAGGAACAAAAUAAAUUCUUACACAAUAUUUGGAAUCUAAGGAAGAAAUUUAAUGUAUAGAAUUCGGACAUAAGAAUCCUAAUUGGUUGUUAGCAUCAAAUUUAAUAGGAAUAACUAGAUUAUUUGACAUCACAACUUAGAAACCUAUUGCUUAUUUUUAAACUCAUAAAGGAUGUGCUUAUACAUGUACUUGGCAUCCAAUUUAAUAAAAUAUAUUUGCAACAAGUGGAAACGAUGGAGCCAUGAGACUUUGGGAUUUGAAUAGUCCAUCAAAUAAAAAUAUUGCAUCAAUAAAAGCUCAUAUGUAAGAUACUUUAUGUUGUGAUUUUAAUAAGUAUGAAGAACUUAUUGCAACAUCAUCAACAGAUAAGACAAUAAAAUUAUGGGAUUUAAGAAAUUUAAAGUAAGAUAAAAAUAAAUAUUAUUUAUAGAGUUCCAAUAUAAACUUUAUUAGGACAUAGACAUCCUGUAAGAAAAGUGAAGUUCUCUCCACAUGAAGCAGUUAUUUUAGGUUCUGCUUCAUAUGAUAUGAGUGUAAUGAUUUGGAAUGUUUAGGAACCAUCCAAUCCUUUAAUGUAAUAUUUUUGAAUAUUUAUAAUGUUAGUAAGAAUCAUCCAAAACAUACUGAAUUUGUUGUAGGUCUUGAUUUUUCAAUUCAUACAGAGAAACAGAUAUGUUCAGCAAGUUGGGAUGGUAAGGCUAUGAUUUGGCAAUGGGAUCAAGAAUAACCAACAGUGUGAAUUUAAUAAUUCAGAGUAAAUCUUUUAUUUUUUAUAUUCCAU